AAGAACAAUAAUUUGAAGAGCAUGAUGAUAUGUGAAAAGUACAAACUGUGAAACUGGCUUGGUUUGGUUGUAAGUUAUAACAAAACAAUCAUAUUAGUAUUAUUCUGCCCGAGAAGUGAGCAGAGAGUAAAGUAGCGUAAUCCAGUUCAGUUGGAGCUCAGUAACAAAACAAAAUAGUAUGGCCGAAAUCAAAGGGGAGCACAGCCUCAAUGUUUCCCAAGAGCUUCCUGAAGUUUCAGACAAAAACCUUCCUAAAACCAAGCGAGUUGCAUCCCUUGACAUCUUUCGCGGUCUCACUGUUGCGUUAAUGAUCUUGGUUGAUGAUGCUGGAGAGCAAUGGCCAAUGAUUGGUCAUGCACCAUGGAAUGGCUGCAACCUUGCUGAUUUUGUCAUGCCUUUCUUUCUGUUCAUUGUGGGGAUGGCCAUUCCUCUUGCUCUCAAGAGAAUACCAAAUAGACUUCUAGCUGUAAAAAAGGUGAUAGUUAGAACACUCAAACUCCUCUUCUGGGGUUUGCUAUUGCAAGGUGGUUUCUCUCAUGCUCCGGACAAUCUAACAUAUGGAGUUGACAUGAAACACAUAAGGUGGUGUGGCAUUCUUCAGAGAAUUGCUCUAGCAUAUUUGGUUGUAGCACUGGUGGAGAUAUUUUCAAGAAGUACACAGGCUCGAGAUCCAGAACCCACCCACCUCUCAAUAUUCAACUUGUACUAUUGGCAUUGGCUGGUUGGGGCAUGUAUACUUGUCGUUUACUUAGCUUUACUUUAUGGAAUUCAUGUUCCAGACUGGGGAUUCACUGUCCAUAACCCAGACAGCAUAUACAAUGGCACAACUUUAACUGUGACUUGUGGUGUUAGAGGGAAACUUGAUCCCCCUUGUAAUGCUGUGGGAUAUAUUGACCGAGAGGUGCUUGGAAUUAAUCACAUGUAUAAGCGUCCAGCAUGGAGGAGAUCUGAAGCUUGCACCGAGAAUUCCCCAUAUGAAGGUCCUUUUAAAAAAAAUGCUCCUUCAUGGUGUUAUGCGCCUUUUGAGCCAGAAGGCAUUUUAAGUUCAAUAUCUGCUAUCCUCUCCACAAUCAUUGGAUUGCAUUUUGGACAUGUACUCAUACACUUACAGGAUCAUCCUUCUAGGCUGAAGCACUGGCUUCUCCUAGGCUUAGCUCUCCUUACUUCAGGACUUAUUCUUCACUUCACUCAUGCCAUUCCUUUGAAUAAACAAUUGUACACGCUGAGCUAUGUUUGUGUAACAUCUGGAGCAGCAGCAUUACUUUUUUCAGCCUUCUAUAUUACGGUUGAUAUUUGGGGUUUGACAUUCUUGUUCUUGCCUUUGAAAUGGAUUGGCAUGAAUGCCAUGCUUGUUUAUGUCAUGGCAGCUGAGGGAAUCUUUGCUGGAUUCAUUAAUGGGUGGUAUUAUGGUGACCCUCAUAACACGCUGGUUGAACCGCAUUUUCCAUUGACAAUUGAACUGAUGGCGAGCGCCAUGUUAGGGGAUGCUACCACGAGCUUUGAAGAUGGUAAGUUGGCGUCUAUGACCACCGAUGACGUCGUCAGAGCCUCUCGUAUUCUCGAAAACGAUAUUCGCAUUCUCAAGGAAGAGGUGCAGAGAUCGAAUCGGGAAUGGGAAUCGUACAAGGAGAAGAUACAAGAUAAUGAGGAGAAAGUUAAACUUAAUAAGCAAUUGCCCUACCUCGUUGGUAACAUUGUUGAGAUAUUGGAAAUAAAUCCAGAAGAUGAAGCAGAAGAAGAUGGUUCCAACAUUGAUCUUGACUCCCAAAGGAAAGGAAAAUGUGUUGUGCUAAAGACAUCUACUCGACAGACAAUCUUUCUUCCUGUUGUUGGGCUUGUUGACCCUGCCAAGUUAAAACCUGGUGAUCUGGUUGGUGUUAACAAAGAUAGUUACUUAAUCUUGGAUGCCCUGCCUUCUGAGUAUGAUUCACGAGUUAAGGCCAUGGAAGUUGAUGAAAAGCCAACGGAGGACUACAAUGACAUUGGUGGUUUAGAGAAGCAGAUCCAAGAAUUAGUUGAAGCAAUUGUUUUGCCAAUGACCAGCAAGGAGCGGUUCCAAAAAUUAGGAGUUCGUCCACCGAAGGGAGUGCUCUUAUAUGGACCUCCAGGAACUGGAAAAACACUAAUUGCCCGUGCUUGUGCAGCACAAACAAAUGCCACUUUUCUGAAGUUGGCAGGUCCACAGCUGGUCCAGAUGUUUAUAGGAGAUGGAGCAAAACUUGUCCAGGAUGCCUUUCAGCUGGCAAAAGAGAAGUCUCCAUGCAUUAUAUUUAUAGAUGAAAUUGAUGCAAUUGGAACAAAGCGUUUUGAUAGUGAAGUAAGUGGAGACAGGGAGGUACAGCGAACAAUGUUAGAAUUGCUCAAUCAGCUUGAUGGUUUUAGUAGUGAUGACCGGAUUAAGGUGAUUGCAGCAACAAACCGUGCUGACAUUCUUGAUCCUGCCCUUAUGCGUUCUGGUCGAUUGGAUCGAAAAAUUGAGUUCCCACACCCAACUGAAGAAGCAAGAGCCCGAAUUCUACAGAUCCAUUCUCGGAAAAUGAAUGUUCACCCCGAUGUCAACUUUGAAGAAUUAGCUCGGUCCACAGAUGAUUUCAAUGCAGCACAACUUAAAGCUGUCUGUGUUGAGGCUGGCAUGUUGGCCCUUCGCCGUGAUGCAACUGAGGUGAACCAUGAGGACUUUAAUGAAGGCAUCAUCCAAGUCCAAGCAAAGAAGAAAGCAAGCUUGAAUUAUUAUGCAUAGGCACUCAACGCAAGGAAAAACGAGCAUUGAAGUUUGACUUGUUUGCUAGAUUGAUCUUACUCGAAUCAUAUGUAACAUACAGCUUGCUAAUUUAAGAUCAUCUUUUAAAACAGUAUUCUGGUUGCAAAUUUCUUAGAUGCAGCUUUAUAUAUGUUUUAUUUGCUUAUGUUUUGAAAUUCAUCGUGUUAGAAAUUUUUUAA
This is a messenger RNA of Glycine soja, 2940 nucleotides long. Its product is annotated as 26S proteasome regulatory subunit 6A homolog. The transcript is spliced from 22 exons. The coding region runs from base 179 to 2740 and encodes 853 amino acids. Gene Ontology annotation, cellular component: proteasome regulatory particle, base subcomplex. Gene Ontology annotation, biological process: proteasome-mediated ubiquitin-dependent protein catabolic process. Gene Ontology annotation, molecular function: ATP binding; ATP hydrolysis activity; proteasome-activating activity. The record is from RefSeq and is a predicted model, not a curated record. NCBI's taxonomy places the organism in Eukaryota, Viridiplantae, Streptophyta, Magnoliopsida, Fabales, Fabaceae.